CAUUGUAACAAAUUAACCCAUAAAACCCCCUCAAAUAAACCUCAACUCAUUGUGUGACCAAAGUUAUUAUUACAUUGCAUAAUCAACCAUGUCAAUGAAGUUGUACGCUUCCCUUACCUUUGUGGUGUGGCUUUUCAUGGCCACAUCGUCCCUAGCCCAAUACGUUCUCGACACAAACCGCGAACGCGUCGACAGCGAUGAUGAGUACUACAUCCGGCCAGCCAUAACGGACAACGGAGGGCGUUUCACAUUGAUCAACAGAAACAGGUCGUGUCCUUUGUACGUUGGUCUCGAAAACACCGACACGCCACUAGGCUAUCCUGUGAAAUUCACCCCUUUUUCCCGCAACAACAACGAUGAUGACGACGACGACAUAAGGGUGAAUAGGGACCUCAGAGUGGCGUUCGAUGAAGUUUCCACAACGUGUGUGCAAUCCACAGAAUGGAGAGUGGGUGAGAACGACACGAGGAGUGGAAGGAGGCUUAUUAUCACUGGCCGAGACGAAACCACGGGAUCAUACGGUAACUAUUUUAGAAUUGUGGAAACAGAAAAUGUUGGUAUCUAUAACAUUCAGUGGUGCCCUACCGAAGUGUGCCCCACUUGUAGAUUCAUUUGUGGCACUGGUGGUAUUCUGAGGGAGAAUGGAAGGAUUUUGUUUGCCUUGGAUGGUACUCCUCUCCCAGUUAUGUUCCAGAAAAAAGAUGAUUGAUUUGAAGAGAUAUUGUGGGGUUUCUCCCCCUUGUUGCUAAUAACUUCUUUCUUAUGGUGUGGCUAAUAAUAUAUGAUGGAGCUAUCAUCCAUUUUUAUUGGAUGAAAUAAAGAUACAUGUAUAGAGAUGUAUUCAGUAUUAUUCAGUUCUUGAUUUGUAGAAUAAAGCUCCAAAUUGUUAUGAGCAUGUGAUUCAUUUACUACUUGGAUUUUGUAAUAAUAAUAAUAAUACAUUUUUAUUUUUGUGGAGUUUUUAA
This is a messenger RNA of Glycine soja, 965 nucleotides long. Its product is annotated as alpha-amylase/subtilisin inhibitor-like. NCBI's taxonomy places the organism in Eukaryota, Viridiplantae, Streptophyta, Magnoliopsida, Fabales, Fabaceae. The record is from RefSeq and is a predicted model, not a curated record. The transcript has a single exon. Gene Ontology annotation, molecular function: endopeptidase inhibitor activity. The coding region runs from base 89 to 709 and encodes 206 amino acids.